AGAUUCUUAGGAGAAACAUGAUCGAAUCUCCUACAUAAAAGUCCCAGUAUAGUACUGCAAAAAGUCCGACGCUACCGGUGCGGACGGCAUGCUAUGUUGCACCGAUAUCUACUAGUUCCACAUUUUUCCGAUCACCGUUUUGUUAUCUACGAUUGCAUUAGAUUUUACUUGGACUUUUCGAGAAUAUAGCGCAAUCAAAUUUUAAUGCGAGCAGAUAAUGCUCUGAUCUUGUUAUAAUCUCUAUCUGAAAAGGAAAGAUCAGUAUAAAUAGCGAGUCAGGUGGUAAAUUCAGAGGAUGUACACAGUAAAUUCAGCUCUCUGAUCCCUUAUAGGUCUCAUUUUCUCUAAUCACAAUUCUACACAAUCGGGUUGCUGGACAUGUUUUCUUUCGAAACACAUCUUUUUCACACAUUAACUCAGUCCGUAUGUGUCAAUCAAAAAUUGAAAAGCAACAACUUUUGAUACACAGUUUAAUAAUUGAUUAUUUUUCAGCGUUUUCUUAUUGUUUAUUUAGAUGAAUUUUGUGUUAUUAGAACACAUCCUCCACAUUAUCUUAUUUUUCUAUAGAUGUAAACAAAUCAGCGCGUAAAAAUAAGACUUGUUCGAUAAGAAUUUAGAAGGUACGCUUGCGUAUAUUUGAUCAUUUUUCUUUGUAUGUAUUCAGAAUGUAUAUGUUUAUUCUCAUUGUUAGACAGUAUGGAAUUGUAUGUGUUCGCCACUAUUAACUGCGUGUCAAGGUAGUGAUCCAAAAAGUAAUCAAAGUUUUACUGAUACUAAACCAUUAACAAAUUCAUCACAACCACAGCAACAACAACAUAGUUCAUAUACGCCACCUGUUCAACAAAAUACUGGAAUCACACAGCCAGGUUCACAGUUAAACCAAGCAUCUACGACUCACAUCUAG
Didymodactylos carnosus is the source of this 904-nucleotide messenger RNA. NCBI's taxonomy places the organism in Eukaryota, Metazoa, Rotifera, Eurotatoria, Philodinida, Philodinidae. The record is from the annotation of a GenBank genome assembly.